AAUGGUAAUUUACUAGCUCACAUAACCAAAUCACAGAAUGUAAGAGAUGGAUUGGACCUUGGGAAUGACUGAACCCAGAGACAUAAACACUGAUGAAAUUUUCCAUCUAUUACCAGAAGCUAGGGAAGAGGUGCAGGCAGACAAAAAAGAAAAAAGUAAUCUGCAAGCAAAUUGGACAAAAAUUGAUAUUAGACUGGCAUCAAUAUCAGAAGUCCAAAUCAGUGGAUAAAACAUAGAAGUGUAGGGGUAGAAGAUAUUCAAAAUCUUGUAAUCAAUUCACUUUGAAAUGCAUCUAGCAAAAUGGUAGAUGGAUGUAAACAUGGAUGGAGAGAUGCACAUAUGUAUAUUAUGAUAAAGCAAGUAUAGUAAAAUGUUAAAGGUAGAAUCUUGGUGGUGGGCAUAUAGGUGUUCACCAUAACAUUCUUUCAACCUUUCUCUAUAUUUGACAUUUUUGUAACAAAAUUUUGGGGGGAAAAAAUCAAGCAGGAGAACUGCAUCAUGGCUGUAGUAAUUAGCCCUUUGUCAAGAUUCCAGUCCUAAACUGAAGGUACAGGAAACAUAUCUUACACUCCAGGGAAAGGGAGGAUUGACAAAAGCUAUUCAUUUGUACAGAAUAUGUAAGUAUUUAUUGAGUUCCCACCUGGCAGCAAGAUCAAGGUGUUAAAGGGAAAUCACAUAUAGACCUGCAGAGUUAUAGCACAAGGUAAGAAGUGACCAUUCUUGUUUGGAAAUGCAAGGGGAAUGACAGGUGAAAAUGACUGUCCCACUGACUAAAUCAGCUUCUAUUGGGUAUCAGCGCACCACACACCAUUUCACAUGCCCUGAUUUCUCACUUGGACAACCAACUGGGUGAUGGCAUCCUUAAGUGACAUAGGAAAAUAACAUAGGAAUAUAUUUGUGGUGGGUGACAACUUUUGAAUUUUCUGUGGUAUCUGAAAGGUGUUUGUCUAAGUACAGACGACCAAUAGGUCCAGAAUUCAGGAAAAAUCUUGAGUAUUUGGAGAUUAGGAGUCAUCAUUAUAAAAAUAGUAUGAGAAACAGAGAUCUUGGGUAAGAGCAUGCAAAGAGAGAGUGUAUAAUGAAAAGAAAUUAUCGCUUCUUUCAUUUUUUUAUCCACUCAUCAAACUGUCACUGCGUGUCACUAGAACUACGAAUAAAAAGUAACAAUGUUUCCCAGGAGUUUAUAACUUCUUGAUGGUGAAAUCCAAUGAUCUAUUUUCAAUCCCAAAUGUGUUUAACAUAAUUCUAUACAGCAUAUACUUGGUUGGCUACUUCUUCAUUGGAAAGCUCUCCUCUGGUGACAUUCCAAUUACUAUUUUCCUCACUUCCCCCUUUCAGUCUCUUACUGAAACUUAGAAUGUGACAUUCACAGGAAUCCAUUCUUGGUCUUUAAAUCUUCAUCUCUAACUCCAAUUUCCACAGUUAGGCUUUAUGUCAAACGGACUAUAUAAAGUUCAACAGUUAGUUUAAAACUAAAACUUGUGCUGGUAGUACAACAUGAGCAAUACUGACCAUCUUGGGGACAGAUUGAUCUAGUUUGUGAGGACCAUAAUUGCUUUAAACUCUCAGCGUAUUUUCUCAUGUCCUGAAAAUGGUGACGAAAAUAUUUGAUUUUCAAGGCGACUGUUGAUGAUUCAUUCACCAAUGUAAAGCACUAGUGCCCCGCACUCGUAAUCCAUAACUUGAGAUGAACACACCAAAUUAUAAAUAUCUUAUUCACCUAAUCGGUGGAAAGUUUGUAACACCAAAAUAUUAACUUCUGUUCUUGAUCACUCAGCCUCCAUAGUUAUUCAUGUUGCAUGAUCUGAUUCGCUCUUUUAGAAUUUCUCAUAUCGUCAGGUACUAGCUCAAAGUAACAGGAGCAACUUCUUUCUAUAUCCCACAUUGAGGAAAACACAUCUUGCAAGCCGUCUUAAAGAAACAGGUCAACUUAGUUUAGGGAUGAAACUUAAAAGCUUCGUCACAAAAAACACAGUUCAACACCACCUCGCCUGUCUGCAGGCAGCUCAGAGGAGAAGAAGUGAGGCCAAGACAUAUUUCACGCAGCACAGACGAAACCCCAGCUUUUAUCUUUCCCGCUGGUCCUUAAGGGACCAACCGUACUGAUUUUCCGUCAUGUUCCGCGCCACUUCCGUUCGCGCACUUUAAUUACGUCAGGCAUCCUCUCUCGCGGUAUCAUCCGGUUGCGGAGGCCCUGUAAUAAAGGUCUCGCGAAAUUUGUUCUAGAGGUCCAAGCUUGCUUCUUAGCUUACUCCACCCCACCCACAACCUGUCCCUCCUUUUCUUUCCAAGUCACAAAAUUCUCCCCUCCCCUACCCCGGAGUUUACGGCCCUCCUCCUGUUUCCGAUUUAAGCCCGGAACCGGAAGUGUAGUGGGCGGGGCCCGUCGGCGGAAAACGCAGCGGAGCCAGAGCCGGACACGGCUGUGGCCGCUGCCUCUACCCCCCGUCACGGGUCGCUGGGUAGUAGGACUGCGCGGCUCCAGGCUGAGGGUCGGUCCGGAGGCGGGUGGGCGCGGGUCUCACCCGGAUUGUCCGGGCGGCACCGUUCCCGGCCCCACCGGGCGCCGCGAGGGAUCAUGUCUACAGCCUCUGCCGCCUCCUCCUCCUCCUCGUCUUCGGCCGGUGAGAUGAUCGAAGCCCCUUCUCAGGUCCUCAACUUUGAAGAGAUCGACUACAAGGAGAUCGAGGUGGAAGAGGUUGUUGGAAGAGGAGCCUUUGGAGUUGUUUGCAAAGCUAAGUGGAGAGCAAAAGAUGUUGCUAUUAAACAAAUAGAAAGUGAAUCUGAGAGGAAAGCAUUUAUUGUAGAGCUUCGGCAGUUAUCCCGUGUGAACCAUCCUAAUAUUGUAAAGCUUUAUGGAGCCUGCUUGAAUCCAGUGUGUCUUGUGAUGGAAUAUGCUGAAGGGGGCUCUUUAUACAAUGUGCUGCAUGGUGCUGAACCAUUGCCGUAUUACACUGCUGCCCACGCAAUGAGUUGGUGUUUACAGUGUUCCCAAGGAGUGGCUUAUCUUCACAGCAUGCAACCCAAAGCGCUCAUUCACAGGGACCUGAAACCACCAAACUUACUGCUGGUUGCAGGGGGGACAGUUCUAAAAAUUUGUGAUUUUGGUACAGCCUGUGACAUUCAGACACACAUGACCAAUAACAAGGGGAGUGCUGCUUGGAUGGCACCUGAAGUUUUUGAAGGUAGUAAUUACAGUGAAAAAUGUGACGUCUUCAGCUGGGGUAUUAUUCUUUGGGAAGUGAUAACGCGUCGGAAACCCUUUGAUGAGAUUGGUGGCCCAGCUUUCCGAAUCAUGUGGGCUGUUCAUAAUGGUACUCGACCACCACUGAUCAAAAAUUUACCUAAGCCCAUUGAGAGCCUGAUGACUCGUUGUUGGUCUAAAGAUCCUUCCCAGCGCCCUUCAAUGGAGGAAAUUGUGAAAAUAAUGACUCACUUGAUGCGGUACUUUCCAGGAGCAGAUGAGCCAUUACAGUAUCCUUGUCAGUAUUCAGAUGAAGGACAGAGCAACUCUGCCACCAGUACAGGCUCAUUCAUGGACAUUGCUUCUACAAAUACGAGUAACAAAAGUGACACUAAUAUGGAGCAAGUUCCUGCCACAAAUGAUACUAUUAAGCGCUUAGAAUCAAAAUUGUUGAAAAAUCAGGCAAAGCAACAGAGUGAAUCUGGACGUUUAAGCUUGGGAGCCUCCCGUGGGAGCAGUGUGGAGAGCUUGCCCCCAACCUCUGAGGGCAAGAGGAUGAGUGCUGACAUGUCUGAAAUAGAAGCUAGGAUCGCUGCAACCACAGCCUAUUCCAAGCCUAAACGGGGCCACCGUAAAACCGCUUCAUUUGGCAACAUUCUGGAUGUCCCUGAGAUCGUCAUAUCAGGCAACGGACAGCCAAGACGUAGAUCCAUCCAAGACUUGACUGUAACUGGAACAGAACCUGGUCAGGUGAGCAGUAGGUCAUCCAGUCCCAGUGUCAGAAUGAUUACUACCUCAGGACCAACCUCAGAAAAGCCAACUCGAAGUCAUCCAUGGACCCCUGAUGAUUCCACAGAUACCAAUGGAUCAGAUAACUCCAUCCCAAUGGCUUAUCUUACACUGGAUCACCAACUACAGGCAAGAACUAGUUGCAGAACUAGACCAGGAUGAAAAGGACCAGCAAAAUACAUCUCGCCUGGUACAGGAACAUAAAAAGCUUUUAGAUGAAAACAAAAGUCUUUCUACUUACUACCAGCAAUGCAAAAAACAACUAGAGGUCAUCAGAAGUCAGCAGCAGAAACGACAAGGCACUUCAUGAUUCUCUGGGACCGUUACAUUUUGAAAUAUGCAAAGAAAGACUUUUUUUUUAAGGAAAGGAAAACCUUAUAAUGACAAUUCAUGAGUGUUAGCUUUUUGGCGUGUUCUGAAUGCCAACUGCCUAUAUUUGCUGCAUUUGUUUCGUUGUUUAUUUUCCUUUACUCAUGGUGGACAUACAAUUUUACUGUUUCAUUGCAUAACAUGGUAGCAUCUGUGACUUGAAUGAGCAGCACUUUGCAACUUCAAAACAGGUGCAGUGAACUGUGGCUGUAUAUGCAUGCUCAUUGUGUGAAGGCUAGCCUAACAGAGCAGGAGGUAUCAAACUAGCUGCUAUGUGCAAACAUUGUCCAUUUUUUCAUAUUAGAGGUAGAACCUCAAGAAUGACUUUAUUCUUGUAUCUCAUCUCAAAAUAUUAAUAAUUUUUUCCCAAAAGAUGGUAUAUACCAAGUUAAAGACAGGGUAUUAUAAAUUUAGAGUGAUUGGUGGUAUAUUACGGAAAUACGGAACCUUUAGGGAUAGUUCUGUGUAAGGGCUUUGAUGCCAGCAUCCUUGGAUCAGUACUGAACUCAGUUCCAUCCGUAAAAUAUGUAAAGGUAAGUGGCAGCUGCUCUAUUUAAUGGAAGCAGUUUUACCGGAUUUUGUUAGACUAAAAUUUGAUUGUGAUACAUUGAACAAAAUGGAACUCUUUUUUUUUUUAAGGAGUAAAGAUUUUUAAUUCUGUGAUUGUGUGUAUGUGUGUUGAAACUGUAAAGCUUUUAUGACUCUAAUAUUAAUCUCUUAAAUGAAAUUAAAAGGCAAAAGAACAUGAUUGAGCUUAAAUGAUCAUUUCUUCCUGCAGUGAUUCUUGGAUUGUUUUCUCAUGUAUUUGGAAAAAAAAAAUGAAGAAAAAUAAUGGAAAAUGGAAGUAAUUACUCCAGCUAAAAAAGGCUUGGGCUUAGAUUUCUUUUUAUGAUACCAAAUGAGAAAUAAACCAGGCAAAUCAGAAGGAAGUUAAAGAAGUAAAUGUAAAUUCAACAAGUAUCCUAAUUAUCCUGGAUAUUGGAAUAUUUGAUUUUCCUUACAAUCCCGUUCUAGAAUGCCUGCCGCCUUUCAACACUUUUAAGAGAAUUUCAACACUUAUAGAGUAUUUAUAUUGUUAACAGUAAUUUUGCUACCAAAACCUUCAGAAUAACUUUAAUAAUAAAAUGACAUUGAAAUAAUAGACUAUACAAACUCUAUAUUUUUUCAGUUGGUGUUAAAAUAAGUCAUAUUUUGAUACCAAUACAAGAUGUCUUUUUUAAAUAAGGAUGUCAUCAAUCUGAUUUUAUAGCAUUAAUGUUUUAAGAAGAAAAAGUUCAAAAUGAAAGCAUUAAUUGCUGUGAUUAUUAGAAUUCUAUCAUGACUGUAUUGUAGUUUUUGCUCUAUUCCCGAUAAGCAAGAUCUAAGAAGUUAUCAAAACUAUUCUUUAAAAUGCUAAAGCAGGUAACUUUUUCUUCCAUUAUUUUUUCCUCCUACUGCUGAGUUUUAUAAUGAAUUCCUUGUGUAUACAAGCAAUACAGGUGAAGGACAGUUUGUACUAAACUGUUAUUUUUAGCUUCUUCAAAAGCUAUUUUAGAAAGCUUCCUGGAAAUAAAUGUCUUCUAUCAUUUAAUUUAAAUAAAAGGAGUGUUAUUGUUCCCAAAUUUGAUUACCUAGCUGAAACAGAUAUUGGGUUCAGCAUAGUAAUAGUAAAAUAAAAUUGGCAGAGAAAAUAACUGUAGACGAGGAUAAAGCAUGACUCCUCCAUAGCAUUGUUGCUUGUAUGUACAUCUGUCACUCCACUGAAAGGGACCUAGUCACUUUAAAGAGGCCUUUUAUCUCAGAGCACAAGAUAUCCAAGCGUGAAUGCUAAGGCUUGAUGUUUCCAUUAGGAUUUAGCAUUCGAGAUUUCAGAUUUUAUUUAUAGUCAUUGAUGUGUUUUGCUGUAUCAUAACACGUUUAAAGGGAAAUUUUAUUAUGGUUUUUACAUGUAGUCAUUUCAUAAAAAUAUCCAAAUAGGUAAAUGGAAGAAAAUAGUAGAUUUUAGUCAUGGUACCAAAUGCAAGAGGCUGUUGAACAGUUGCUUGUUUGUUUACAGUAAGUUCCUUGGGAUUUUCAGUACUGUAGUUGCCCUGGACAUUGAGUACAGUUCAGCCUUACUCUGUUUUUAAGUAGUUGUGUUGUCAAUUUCAUGCUUUUAAGUCCUGAUGAUCCCUGGAGAUGGGAGAAAAAGAUACCCAGGGAUAAUUAAAUCCACAGCCAGUUUCAUCAGUGUCCUCAUCCAUCAAACCUGCAAAUAAAAAUGUUAACAAGGAGCCAAACUUAUUCGUUCUGGUUUUACAAUUUAUUUUGACUAUUUUUUGGGGUGGAAAUUGCAAACAGCCAAGCAAGUGGCUGGAAUGCCCCAGUCUAAGAAAUUCAAAAACAAUCACUGAGUAAGCCCUAAUUACAUUUGACUCUUGCCUCCAGGGAAAACAAGCAAGCUUUUCUCUAAUCUAGAGGGAAGUAUUCGUGAGCAAUAAAAAUCACUUUUUUGAGUUGAAUAAUAAUCAGUUAAGAAUAUUUACCAUAUAGCAACACAACAUAUAAAGAUUUGUUAAAAGUUGUUUACAAAUGUUUGACUAUUUUUGCUGAAGUAUUUUAGAGUAUUGAAUGUCUUCUCUCUUCAAGUUUCUUUCAUGUUCCUAAUUUCAGCUCCUGUAGCCAGAGAUCACAGGUCUUCCCUGUGAAACUUUGGUUUCUUUCUAUAAAUGUGUGUGGUUUUCAGCGCUCAACUCCUGUCUUCAAAUGGUAGUAAGUUCUACUUCUACUUCUGUCAUUGAGAACAUUUUAUGUCAAAUGAUGUAAUGCAGAAAUCCUUGUGCAUAUUUGUAACUGAAGGAAGCUUUUUAGAUUUAUUUUUGUUUUUAAUAAAAUUCAGAUUCCUAUUCUAAA
Molecule: messenger RNA, 7213 nt
Organism: Symphalangus syndactylus (siamang)
Lineage: Eukaryota; Metazoa; Chordata; Mammalia; Primates; Hylobatidae
Gene: MAP3K7
Product: mitogen-activated protein kinase kinase kinase 7
Biological process (GO): JNK cascade; positive regulation of canonical NF-kappaB signal transduction; protein phosphorylation
Molecular function (GO): MAP kinase kinase kinase activity; ATP binding; magnesium ion binding
Source: RefSeq, a predicted model, not a curated record